Molecule: messenger RNA, 7051 nt
Organism: Aphis gossypii (cotton aphid)
Lineage: Eukaryota; Metazoa; Arthropoda; Insecta; Hemiptera; Aphididae
Product: acetylcholinesterase
Exons: 9
Coding region: 189-2183 (664 amino acids)
Biological process (GO): acetylcholine catabolic process; choline metabolic process
Cellular component (GO): plasma membrane
Molecular function (GO): acetylcholinesterase activity
Source: RefSeq, a predicted model, not a curated record
GGCAGCGGUGGCGGCGGCGGCAGUGGCGCUGGCAGUGAUAACCGCGGCGGCCGACAGACUACGAUGCGCCCGGCUCCCGGCCGCAGGCAACAAGUGCCCCGUCAAGUCCGACCCUGAAUCCAGAUCCCACGCGUAUUUGCUGUUACUGCAGCUAGGACACCAACGUGAGCACAAUAAUACUUAGAAAAAUGAGCGUCGAUUGCGUUUACACCAGUGCAGUAACGUUACUGCUGUGCUGUUCGGCCGUCCUAGGACGACCUUCGUCCAAUGGUGGAGCAGACGCUGGCGGCGGCGGAGGCGGUGGAGGCGGUGCCGGCGGCGCUGGUGGCGGUGGUGCAGGUGGCGGCGGCGGUGGCGGGUCGGCGGUCGACGACACCGACGAGAUCCCGGUGGUGGUGACCAGCACCGGUCUGGUGCAGGGGUACACGAAAAUAAUUGCAAACCGCGAAGUGCGAGUGUACACGGGCAUACCGUUCGCCAAGCCACCGGUGGGUCAGCUCAGGUUCCGGCGCCCGGUGCCGGUCGAUCCCUGGACGGGUGUGCUGAACGCCACCAGAUUGCCGAAUACGUGCUACCAAGAGCGGUACGAGUACUUUCCCGGGUUCGUUGGCGAAGAGAUGUGGAACCCGAACACCAAGCUCUCCGAGGACUGCUUAUACUUGAAUAUUUGGAUACCGAAGAAACAGCGCACCAGGCACCAUUCGAAUAACGCACAUCAUGCCAAGAUACCAGUACUAGUUUGGAUAUAUGGUGGAGGUUAUAUGUCCGGUACUUCGACAUUAGAUAUCUAUGACGGCGAUUUAUUGGCGGCUACGUUCGAUGUAAUGAUUGCCUCAAUGCAGUAUAGGCUUGGGGCAUUUGGUUCAUUGUAUUUAACGCCCGAGCUCCCUGAGGAUAGCGAUGACGCGCCUGGCAAUAUGGGAUUAUGGGAUCAAGCGCUGGCUAUCAAGUGGAUCAAAGAAAACGCAGCAGCUUUCGGAGCUGAUCCAGAGACAAUUACAUUAUUUGGUGAAUCAGCAGGCGGUGGAUCAGUAAGCGUGCACUUAAUUUCGCCGGAAACAAGAGGCAUGGUAAAACGUGGUAUCAUACAGUCUGGCACCGUGAACGCACCUUGGAGCUACAUGACUGGUGAACGAGCAGUAGAAAUAGCAAAGAAAUUGUUGGACGAUUGCAAUUGCAAUUCAACGUCAUUGGAUAGUAACCCGAUCGGUACCAUGUCAUGUAUGCGUUCUGUUGACGCAAGUACUAUAUCUAAAAAGCAAUGGAACAGCUAUUCCGGUAUUUUGGGUUUUCCAUCUGCGCCCACCGUGGACGGAAUUCUACUUCCGGAACACCCACUGGACAUGUUGGCAAAGGCGAACUUUUCGGAUAUCGAUAUACUCAUUGGAAGCAAUCUGAACGAAGGAACAUAUUUUUUGCUGUACGAUUUUGUUGACUUCUUCGACCGGACGUCGGCCACCGCUUUGCCAAGGGAAAAAUUUGUACAAAUAGUCAAUGUGAUAUUCAAAGAUAGAACGCAACUGGAAAGAGAUGCCAUUAUAUAUCAGUAUUCGGGAUGGGAAAAAAAAGAAGUGGAUGACAUUUAUUCCAAUCAAAAACAAUUGAGCGACGUGGUUGCAGAUUAUUUUUUUGUUUGUCCUACCAACCUAUUUGCAAACAUCGUGUCAAGUCGUGGAGCUCGGGUGUACUAUUAUUUCUUCACUCACAGGACCGACUCACACUUGUGGGGUGAUUGGAUGGGCGUGUUGCAUGGUGACGAGAUGCAAUACGUGUUUGGCCAUCCGUUGAACAUGUCGAUGCCAUACAACGCCAGGGAAAGAGACUUAAGCAUACGAAUCAUGGAGGCGUUUACCAGAUUUUCGUUGACCGGAACACCUGUAUCAGAUGACAUAGAUUGGCCACUAUACAAUGAAUCAAAGCCCAUUUAUCAUGUAUGGAAUGCUGCAGAAAUGCACGUUGGUUACGGACCUAGAGCAGCUGAAUGUCAGUUUUGGAAUGGAUUUUUUCCGAAAAUCGCCCAAGCCUUGAAAGAAACUAGUAAAACUACUUGUGAAGAUUAUCCAGACUCCAUGCCCACUAUCAAUGAAAAUUGUACGUUCACGUCAUCGUUUGCUACUGUCAAUCCUCAAAUCUCCUUCACCAUAAUAUUUAUCUUCGUUCUACCGGCAUAUGGAUUGUUCUAAAGAAAAACAACAACUUAAAUAUAUCAAAGCAAACAAAAAAUAAAUAAAUAAAAAUAAAACGAGAAGUUUAAUAACAUUUAACGGCCAAUUAAGUGCUCGUGACUUGGGACGUCGACACCGGCACGAUAUGUGCUGCAAAUCAAAAUUUACAUAUCAGAAACGCGCAUAUCAUUAAAUACGUAGACAAAACCUAAAUCAAAUCUGAAACGUGAUACAAGUGUUAGGAUCAACAAGAUUUGUCGAGUGUUAAUUAGAGUAGGUAUAUAAUAAUAAUAUAAAUAAUAAUAAUGUUAAAAAUAAUAUAAUAAUCAUUAUAACCAUAAAAUACUAAAAAUAACGGUAUAAAAUGCUUGUUGUCCAUUUCAAAUAAAUGUGCAAAAGACACUGUAUUCUUAACUGAGAAACCUAAGUAUAUUACCACAUAUUAUAUUAAUAUAUUAUAUAUGAAUAUAUAAUUAUAAUAUAGGCAUAAAUAGUAUCUUCUAGUAAAAUUGCCCGUAUAAAUAUAUAAUAUAUCAUAUAAGUAUAAUAGUAGUGUAAUAAUGUAUCACAGCACGUUCUUUAAACUCAAGUCUAUUUCGUCCAAUUACACUGGGAUCACAAUAUCAACAUGCAGACAAUCUUAGCUCUUUAAUAUUGAUAAUUAUAUCAACUAUAAGUAAACUUUUUAAUAUAGCUCAAUUACAUUUAUAUAUGUACGUGUGUAAAACAGCUUGAGAAAAUGAAUCUUUUGUACAAUCUAGAUAGUAUUAUAAUAUCGUAUCUUUUAACGGACCUAAAGAUAGAUUAUUUAUGAUGAUCGUUUUUUUCAUAUUUUUAUACCUAAGAAAAAAAAGAAAAUGAGAAAAAAUCAAGAACUUUUUAGAAAUGCUAUAAUAACAAUCGAAAUUUAACAUUAUCGUUUUAUUUAUCAAAAUCUAUAAUAUUAUAAUAAUAAAUCAAAAACUGUUGCCAAACGAGUACAAAACCAACGCAUUCGUAGGUCGACAUUAAACGGCUUUGCGAAUAUAUGUUGUAAAUCAGUUUUCAAUUGAUCAGACGAUGUUAGGAAUGAGCUAUAGGAUUUCAUUUUUUAACAAUAUCGACAUGAUUCAUUGAAUGUAAAAAGCUAUUAUUUCAGAAAACACCAAUGUUUUUGAAAAUAUGAAUUUUAAGUAACUGUCAUUACAAAACUUUUUCGAAAACACUAUAGUUUUUACUGUUGUUUAUUGUUAUUAUUUUUAAUUUUUUAAACUACAACUGAUAUUUUAAUUUUGUCAUUCUGAAACAGAAUAUUAUUAUUUAUUUGAAGUAUUUUGAUCUUCUAACGAAUAGUUUAUUAGCUAUAAGUAUAUAAAGUUUAGUAUUUUGCGGUGUAUCUCUGUACUAUUCCACUUCAAGCAUCAAAACUUUAAUACUUGUAACUCAUUUUACGUAAAUUUAAUUUUUAUACAUGGAAGUACUUCAAAAAACAUUCUAUUAUAGAAUAAAGAAUUAAAAAUACCUGUUGUCGUUAAAAAAAUUAAAAAGUGACAACAAUGAAAAAUAGUACAAAAUAUAUUUUUUUAGAAAAGUAAAAAUAUAUACGUAUUUAAAAACAUUAAUAGUUUUUGAAAUAAUGAAUGUUGUACAUUUAAUGAAUCACUCGGUAUAAAUAUAUAAAUAUUAUAUAUUAUACUAUUUUAAUACUUAUUGAGAGAACGGCUCACUCGUCUGUUUCAUUUAUAUUAUAUAAUAAGUAAAUAUUUUUAUUAUUAUUUUUUUUUUUUUUUGUAGACAAUUAAGAUUUCAUUGUCAUUGGUCAUUGUUAUAACGAAAAAUAAAUAAGCUUUCAGCUUUGUUCUUUAUAAUAUUAUCAUAAACAUAUCAUAUUUAAUUACUUAAUAAUUCAGCAGUAAUCAAGCAGCUACCAUGCAAUAUUUACUAAUACGAUAAGAGGAGCAAUUGUUCUAUGCAUUACUAUUUAUUGUCGACAAAAUCAUUUAUUUUUCUUUUAUACCCAUCAACACUUAUUUAAUAAUCGUGUAUUCUUGUCAAAGAAUUUUCGAUACUAAUUGACAACUUUAUCAUAAAUUGUAUACAACUAAUAAGUAUGUACUUAGUGAUUCUAAAAAUAACAUAUGUAGAUACUAUUGGUUAGUCGUCUUUUGAUGCUUUAAAAUAUAUUAUAAUGCAAUAAUAGGUAUAAUGCUCCUCUUUUCACGCUAAUAGGUACUAACUUAAUCAUAUCAUAAUCACUGAGGUAAAACUUUGUCGCAGAACUAUUUUAGUAUAUUCAUUUUUGCUCAUGCAACAUAUUAUACUGUCGUUGGCUAAACAAAACACGUAUUAAACAUAAAAUAUAUUUUUAAAGAACGCGCAUUAUAUUUAAAAUAAAAAAAAAAUAAAAACUAUAUUGUUAAGAAUAAAAAAAAAAUUAAAAACUUAUGGUUACCUAUCUAGAAAAUAAGUUGAAUGUUUAGCUUUAAGAGAUAGAUUUAAGUAAAGUUAUAUAAUGAUGCCUAAAAUAUUUAUUUAUAAAUAAUAUUGCUAAACUAUUACUGCGCUCUAAAUGGCCUACUGUAAUUUUACAAAAGAAAAUAUUUAUAUCUGCCUGUCAAUUCCGUUACAUAUUAGCCUUUACAUAAAUAUAUAUUUAUAUUUAUAUAUUUUUUUUUAUACAUAGUGGACGGGCUAAUUUUAUAAAUAUUGAUUUUCUUAUGCAGACUGCACACCCACCUAGGCACUAUCUUGUAGCCGAUAGUUAAGGCAAAACAAAUCGUAUGUGUAUUUUAUGUCAAUUAACCAGACUGCGAUUUUAGACGAAUAAUAUAUUUAAAAAAAAUCCAAAAAAAAUCUAUAAUAAUAAUAUAAAUUAUAAUAAUAACGACAUAUCAUUAAUUUAUUAAUAAACAUAAUAUUAUGAUAUAAUUUUAACGCUUAGAAAAUAGAAUGAUUAUUUUCGUUUUGCCACCUUCUGUUAACUACAUUGUAAUGUCGCUCUAACGAAUAUUAUAUUUAAUGAACAUUAUAAAAACAUCAUGGUGUUUAAAAUCCUAUUAUUAAGGUUAUUAUACCUAAAAAAAAUAUAAUAUGAAUAGGAUCAUUACAUAUUGUAUUGUAAUAAACCUUGUAACGUCACGUCGUAUUAAACUUAGACCUUUUUUUGUACACAAUAUUAUAUAACUAUUGAAUUAAUUUAUGUAGUAGAUACCUGUAUAAGAUUUAGUUCUUAAAACUGUGACCGACUUCAUUAUACAUGAAUUAGAUAAUAAUGUAUUAGUAUUACUGUACGUUAGUAAGUCUGUACGCGAAAACAUACCAUAGUUAAUUAUAUUGGAUUAUUGACUUUACGUUGUAUAAAUUUCGUAUUCUCAAUAUUCUUUUUAGUAUUAUUAUUAUUGUUAAAAAAGUAUUUAAAAUUAUUAGCAAAGCGCAAACACAAUAAUACCUAGAAUAUAAUAUUAUGUCCGUAACUUACCCUUGUCGUAUUACAUAUCAUAUACGUAUAUAUAUAUAUAAUAUAUAUAUAUACAUAUUAUAAUAAUCGUAACAUAUCAAAAACUAUUACGCAUGCAUAUCGUUAAUUUAUAGAAUUAUUCGUAUUAAUAUUGUUGUUAUGAUUUGUCAAAUAGUUUUCGUCCGACAAACGUGUACCUUCCGUAUAGAUGCAGAUACAUCAUAUUGAAAUAUUAUAUUAAACGCGCGUGUGCUUACCACUUCUGUACAAUAUGAUACACAAAUGGUCAACUCUUGGUAACUCGAACAAGUUGAGCAGGGGAAUUGGACUGAUUUAAAUAAUUUAUAUUCGAUCAAGAAUUUCGAAGUGGGUGCAGGCGUGGAAUGACCCAUCGAUUCCACCAUCUACCAAUUUUUAAUUAUGAACAUCGUGGUAACUUUAUUAAUUAAUUUUUAAAUCAAUUUGACAAAAUAUUUUUCUAGAAUCUAGACACUGUGCCAAUGGAUUAAAUAUUAUAAAUUUCCAUUUAAAUAUACACGUUGCAAGAAACUAAUGAUGAAAUAUCAAAGUAGGUUUAAAAUUUAAAUAUUCUGAAAAAAAUUUCUUCUGAAAAAGUACUUAAAAAUAGACAUAAUGUAAUAGUAUAACCAAAAUAUACAUGUAUGUAAUGGUUUUAAAAAUGUCUUAUUAAUAAACUACUUACGAUCAUUUAAUUAUUAAAAUAAUAAUGUAAUAAUGAAUAUAGUAUUAUAAAAUAUAAAUAAUAAGUACCUAUAAUACUAUAAUGCAACUUACUUCCUAAUAAUUAUGAUAUUUUUGAAUAAUUUUCAGUUUUAAGCAAUACACUUUUACCAUUAAAAUGUAUAUCUAUAGUAUCUGGUCUAGUGAUUCGACAAUCAAUCUAAAAACAAAUGAGUAAAAAACAAUAUGUAUUUAUUUAUUUUUAUUUAUUUUCAUUUAAAUUCCCCAUACCUUUUUAGUAUAAAAUACCUGUUUUUAAAACUACAAAUAGACAAAACCCAGCAAAACCUAGAUUGUUUUAUAACUAUAUUAUACUGUACUAGCGGAAUUGAUCCUACCUCUUCCUAUGAUAAAAUAAGCCCAUAGAUCUAUAAAAUUCCACAGACAUGACAUCAACUACACGUGAAAUACGUAUAAAUAUUGACAUCUAUUAUUAUAUCAAUAUCGUAACAGUUAUUAAAGCCUUAAGAUGAAUUUAAUAUCUGUGUUAGCGCGAAUAAUUUUUUACUGUCGAAAUUUGAGUUUCCCAGAGUUGACUGUAACGUAUUAUACAUUAUUUACUCACCUAAGUGUAUGUGUACGUGUAUUAAUUAAAUGUGUCAAUAUAUAAUAAAUCUAUAAUAAAUGUGUAUGUAUAUUGUAUGUGUAUCAAUAAAACUACAUAUUACAUAAGAAAAAAUAAUUAUACAUGAAUAUAAUUUAUGAUGAA